AUGGUUCGAGCGGAUCAGGGCAUACAAGGCCGUUCAGCGCCGCGCGCCAAGUCUGGCUCCUCAGCAACAGCCGCUAUACGCGCUCGUUCUUCCGCCUCGGCACCCAAGCUCGCUGCACAACCGACACAGAUCACCAAGGCGGCCAAGCGUGCCAUGAAGCGCGCUGAGCUCGUGUGCAAAGUGAAUGGCACCUCUCGCACAUCGUUGCUCAAUCUUGAACCUCCGAAUGCCAAGAUGUCAAAGUCGGCGCUCCGACGGCAGAAGCGGAAGCAAAACCAACACUUGGCAGGCAACACGACUGGCUUGAAAGACCUGGCAGACGCCGUGGACGAGCUCGCUCACCAUGUGCAAAACGACGAUCACCACGCACAUCAUAGCCUGCAUAUGCACAAUCGUGAGCACCUAGACGACGUCCAUCCCCAAACAUCCAGCGACAACAUCCGUUCAUCCUCGACUUAUCCGCUUGUGCGAGCUCAACUCGCCAGAACCGACGCCACUGUCACCGAAAAAGCAAGAAAAAAAGCACUAUCCCUCGAAAUGCAACGUCAGAACCUGAUCCUCUCGGAUCCAGCCUAUACCAAAAACCCGUUUGCAGCUCUACGCCUCCACGCCCAAAACACACUCGCCUUCGACACGCGCAGCGCUAGUAUCAAACGUUGA
Molecule: messenger RNA, 660 nt
Organism: Mycosarcoma maydis (corn smut)
Lineage: Eukaryota; Fungi; Basidiomycota; Ustilaginomycetes; Ustilaginales
Exons: 2
Coding region: 1-660 (219 amino acids)
Biological process (GO): maturation of SSU-rRNA from tricistronic rRNA transcript (SSU-rRNA, 5.8S rRNA, LSU-rRNA)
Cellular component (GO): preribosome, small subunit precursor; nucleolus; 90S preribosome
Source: RefSeq, a predicted model, not a curated record